GGCGCGGCCUCCUCCCGGGCGCUGCGUCUUCGCAGGCUCUGCGGUCCUCGGCGGAAGGUAGCGGCCUUGGGACCUUCCCCAGGGGCUCGGUCCCCGCGCCUCCCGCCUCCCAGGGUCUCCGGCCUAGCUGGGGGGACCUCCGUUUUCCUCGCGGCCUCCCGCCGUCCCGCCCUGGUCCUCCCUGGGGGUCGCAGGCGUCCCCUCCCCGCCGUGACCCCUCACACCUCCGCGGGGGACCUCCAGGCAGGACUCUUCGCCCACAGUCACGGGGAAACCUCUGAGGAGUCCCUGGCCGACGGCAGAACAGCGAGGGAUGGACGCGGGUUCCUAGCAUCUUCCGUGGCACGAACCCCGGGACGUCAGCGAUUUUUCUUGAAAUUGCACGCUCCGAUUUGUUUGAAAUAAAGGCUCUCGUGACUGACUGGCGUUGCUGAUUGGUCACUGGUAUCUCAGCAAGCAUGGAGAUGAGAUUAGAAGUUUUGACAUCAACAAGUAUCAAGCAGAAAAAACCCUGGCCCAGAGUGUCCUGGUUGGGUCAAGAAAAUGAAGCUGUUUUUCUUUUGGAUGAGAAAUUGAUAAAUGAGAUUAAUUUGCUGUCAGGAAGAACAAAGAAGAAGAUCCCUAGUCUGCAGCCUUUGUUGAAGGAUGUUGUUUUCCUGGCAACAUCCACUGAUGAUGUGUGGCUGUCUGGGGUCCUCACUACAGGAGAACUGUUCCUGUGGAACAAAGAUCAGGAUUGUUUGAAAAAGAUACAAGUGACUGAAAAGCCUAAAGAAGCUAUUAAAGCGGCAAUAGCAAACUCUUCAAGACUAUACUUAUAUGUAGCUGAAAAUGGGAAAAGAAUUCUGCUUAUCACAUCUUCUGGCUGCAUACUUCUGUGGGAAUAUUUGGAAUUGAAGACUAUCUUCUCUUCUAAAAGCCUUUCUUUGGUGGGCCAGUGGUCCCAGAUUGUGCCCGAAGAAGCAGUUUUAUUGCCUUCCACUAAAGAUAAAGAAGCCGUAGUGGAUGCUGUUUUUGUAAAGAACGAGUUACUUGGCGACUGCUGCCUGUGUUCGUUUACUUUUUAUUCUGGAGAAUGCUUGAAGUUAACAUUUCUGGCCAUUCAGUGGUAUGAGAAUAUAUUUACAUCUGUAAGGUCGUUGCUGUUCCGUGUUCACUGGGCACAACAGGAAUGUCCUCUGUGUGAUCUGAUUCCUAAGUGUGCUUCUUUAAAGUCAAGAGGAGCUCUGAUCUCUGCCUUCUCAAGAGAUGGCCUUGCCCUAGCAGUGACUCUUAAUCAGAAAGACCCAACGGCAACUCAGGUGUUAUUUAUAAACACACUGAAUUUUGUUACUCUCUGUGGUGGCCUUAAAGGAUGUAGUAAUAAGAAUCCCAUGGUCCCAGCUUCACUUACCAGGUCAUACUGGGUAGGGGACAUCAGCUGGACGCAUGACAGCCUUUUUCUGGCUUGUGUAUUAAAACGUGGCUCCCUGGUUUUACUGACCUGUCUAGGUGAAUUGCUAACAUUAGUUACAUUUGGUUGCUCUAUAGAAUUUGGGCCAGCUGAAUUUAUUCCUCUUCAUCCACUAAUAACAUAUAGACCACAGCAGCUUCCAUUUCAAGAUUCAAAUAAUUCUGUAGAUUCAUCAGCCUCUGAGAGUGACCCUCUGAGACAGAGGUUUUCUGUAAAAGCACACUCACGGCUGCCAUUCCUCAUUAUCUCUGAUGGAUACAUGGUCACAACCCUGCGGUUUCUUGAUAACCAGUCUCCAACAGUGCUCAUGAGGUCCUUGCUUCUUGAUUCAACCCAGAGGCUUGAGAAAGCGUACCAGAGUAUGAUGCUGUCUAAGCCCAAGGACAAAGGGCUGAAUUUCCGAUCUCUGGAUUCCUUGAGGUCUAGCCUGUUGAAACAUCAAGGAAAGGAAAGCUCAGUACAUUGCACUGUCCCCAGAUUUUUGCAGGCAGAAGAAACAAUGAAGUUAAAUGAAACCACAGAUUUUCAGGAUUUUGAAGGAGAAGAAACUAAUGAAGUUGAACAAUUUGUAAACAAUUCAUCUUCUUUUUGUAACCAAAGAAAAGCUCUACAGUUCAAUAUGGUCAAGGAAGGAAGAUUGGAGUUUGCAUCUAUGUUUGAUACAGUUCAUGCAAAGGAUGAGUCCAAGGAGGCAGACAGAACCACUGUAGAACUGCACUGUAUCCAGAAAACACUGCUUGCAGCUUGGACUAUAGGAAUUUCAAAACAUGUAACAGAAAAAAAGUUAAUGUUAAAUUACACAGUUCUCUGCAUCACUCAUUUUUUCUAUAUUCUUCAGUUUAUAAAAUGUCCUGUGCCUAAGUCUGACCUGUUUUUACAUAAGAGUCUGAAGCGUAGCGCAUGGGUACUUUGUGUCUUUCGACUCUUUGAUCAGUGUUUAUCAGUCCACUAUUGGGAUAUGAGAUACAGACAAAGCAUGGGCCAUUUGAUAAAGCUCACCGCAAAUACUAUAAAGCUCUUACUGACUCUGCGACAAGAGCAUGGGUCAUUCUCAGAGAGGCUUUUGGCCUGCCUGUCUUUACUGCGAACUGUGACAGUCCAUUUAAAUGGCACAUGCAGUCUUCAGCCUGAGGCUGUCCCAGCAGCCGCUGACAAAAGUAGACCAGCAGAGCUAGACUCGUUAAUGGUACCUGUUUUUCAAGCUUCUAAGGGAAAUUGGCCUUGGGACUCAUCUUUAAAGAUUUAUCCUCAAGUGACAAAUCUUGUUCAGAAGCCAGGUCACAGAUUGAUUCCUCUUUGGAGACUACUGUACAAGAAAACUUUAUGGUAUCAAGCACAAUUAAGCCGAAGAACUGAUGGUGACAGACAAUUAACUGAAAAUAUAAGACAUGAAGUAUCUCUUGUCAAGACUCUGUUAUGUCACGUCCAGACUAACCUGCAGAUAGCUGGGGAUAGCUUGAGUCAAGUCUUAGAACUUACCCCUAUCAGUGGUGAAGAGUGUUUCCUGUUAGCAUCAUAUGAAAAGUCAGUUUGCCUGUGGAAGAAGGCUCUACGAGAAACCCAAGAGAAAGGAGGAAGAAGGACGCGUUUUCUUCAGUUACGUUACUAUCUCUCUCUCUUGUACUGUCAUCUCUACUGCUAUAAUUUAAAUGAUGCUCAAGGAUUAUGUGAUCAUCUAGUCAGAGAACUACUCAGCCGGUCCCAAUUACCUGUAAAAGAAAGUAAAGAUUGUUCAGAUUCUGAGAUUGCAGUGACUGGAAAUGUCCACCCCGAGGCAGCACUCAGAGUUGUCCAGUGCAUGGCCCGCUUCAUGGCUGCCUAUUUCACCAAUGAGCCACUCUUCGUCCUGCCACCUCACAGUGUGAGUGUUCUCCCUCCGCUUCAUGUGCAAACAGAGCAUUCCCUGAGACUUAUUCCUCUACAACACUCUAAGGUGGCCAGUAUUGUUAGAGAUCAGAAUCUCUCAAAUGUGUGGACAGUUGAAUAUACCCUCGAAUUAUUAUUUGUUGGUGGCCUGAUUCCAGAGGCUGUGUGGAUGGCACAUAAACUUGGAGACUGGAAGACAUCUGUUUCCAUUGGUGUGGCCUUCCAAGUGUUCUGUAAACAUGAUUGCAAUUCUGUGCGGUCCAAGAGAAAGGGUAUGGACCUACCAUUAAAUAUGACACCAGCGCAGAUUUUCCAGGAAAGGCUGCGGUGCUUCUUAGGUCAGCCAGUCUCUUUGGCAGCAAAAAAUGAAAAGGGUUCAAAAUAUAAGCAAUUUACAGAUCCCAUUGAAGAAGAAGAUGCUGGUCUGCUGUUUGGGUCUGUGCAAGAAGUGCUGAAGGCAUCAGUCAUGGCUGAUGCAGACAUUGUUUCAGAAACACUACAACUGUUGAUGGACUCCGCGAAGGACUUCAGUAAGAAGCUGUGGGGCUUAGUGCCUGUCGAUUUGUAUCUUCCCGCGCCUCCACUGUAUUGCCCCCAGCCAGCUGUUCUUAGUGAGGAACAUGGUGACAACCUUCUUUUAAAAGCUGAAAAAGAUAAUCGCCAAAAGCUGUCUGGAAUCCUGCAGCGAGUUCUCCUGCUGUUCCGGGCAUCUCGGUGUUCUUUUCCUGUAGCACAGUGGUACAUCUUACAGCUGAGAUGGGCAAGGAAGGUGAUGCAGAAGAUUCGAGUGAAAGGGUCCCUUCCCUCUCUUGGUUCUUUCCCCGAAUCCUUACUUAAUUACUGUAAAGGAGGGAUAGCAUUCUUUAGACCUGGAGCAUCUGGAGACCACACACUUGAUGAAGUUUCCGUCAAAGCCCUAGGUUGCUUCAGAGAACUUUGUGCUUUGUGUUGGAUGUUGCACAUCCGGGAUAAGUUAUCAUACACCUGCAGGCAGUAUCAGAAAGCAAGAGAGAAUGCCAAGAUAGAAAAGGACCUUGAGGUGGAGUUUGAUUCUUGUGUGGUUGAGCACUGUUUUCAUGCACUGGAAUGGGCCUGUAGGAUGCUACCAUUCUCUCGGUUUUUUAAUAUGGAAGAACUUAUUCAAGAUAUAAUUUUGAGCCUUAUUGGAGAACUGCCACCAAUCAGAAAGGUAGCAGAAAUUUUUGUGAAAGCGUUUCCUAAUCCUGAGGCCAUAAGGGUUCCUUUAAGAGAAAAAUACCACUCUCUUCAUCAGAAGCUCAGACAUGGGGCUGUGAAAGGUCCUCAGACUGAGGAACUGAUGUCUGUGGUCAUGCGGUCUGUCCGGAAAGUGAGGAGGAAAGCUCUGAAGCGCGUGCAGAGGAACAUAGGUGCUGUUGAGAUGGAUCUUUGGGAGCCAGAUGAAGACAAGCCAGCCGCCGCCGCUGCUGCCACUGACAGGUUCUCCCUGGGGACCAGUGUGAGCAGAAGUACACUCACCUUAGACCUGGGCAGUUCUCUGCUACACAGUGAUGCUGAUACCUUCUCUGAAACCUUGUCUUUUGAAGAAAAAACUUGGAUACACUUGUAUCAAAGGCAUGCCCCAAGUCAUAUGGAAUUAGCACUGGUUGGUAAGCCUAGUGAUAAAAAGAAAAUAAGUAAUCAGAAAGAAAAUUCCCAAAGGAAAGAAGAUGACGAGACACCAGGGGGGAAAGCACUGCCUAUAAUUGGUGUUUGGGAAUUUGAACGUGAUGAUGAUGAGUAUAUUAACUUCCUGGAGCUCUUCCUGAGUUAUGUUCUUGAAAGAGACCUUUGUUCCGGUGAUCCUGGCAUUCCAUUCUUGACAAGCUUUUCUGGGCGCCUUAGAGAACACGAACUUAAUUCUUUACUUUUUGAUGUACACACAACAUUAAAACGACGCCAGAGCAAGACCAUCAGUGAGCAUGUGUAUAGAGCUGGUUCCUGCUUUGCUGUCACUCCUGAGUCACAGGAAUCUGAAAACCUGUCCUCUCUAAACAGCGCGGGUGCCAGAGAUUUAGAAAGCCAGGCCCUUUCAGCUUCAGAGCCAGGUAACCAGUUAGGGAGCGCCUCCGAGAACCCUCUGUCUGAAGUCAGGAACCUCGAAAGAAGGGCAGGAUUGUUUGGCUUAAAACAAAAGCCAGUGUAUAGAGUUCCAGAUGACAAGCGAGAGAAACCCACAGUGCAGAGGUCAUCACGCCAUUCCUUUUGGGUUCCUGAGUCCAUUAAACCCGGAAGACACAGAUUCCGAGCUCUUGAGGGUAGUGCUGGCCCCCCUGGGGAAGACCUUCCUCUGGCACUGCAGAACAUGUUCGGCGAUUCGGGGAGACUGGUAGAGUGGAUGAUCCGCUGGUCAGAUCGGAGACUGCUCUGUGAUCCUGGAGUCAGUCUGUCAUCCUGUAAAUACAGUCCAGUAAUUCGUGUGAAGACCUCCACAGCUGCCAUUCUUACCUCCUUAUGGCUUCUGGAGCAACCCUACUCUGCUGCAUAUACAGCAAAAAAUGGCAUUAUUAAGGUUCUAGAGCACCGCCGCACUGAGCCUCGGGUGGCAGCUGAGAUGGAGAGUGACACGGACGCUGACUGUCCAGCUGCAGUAGCAGCUCAGGAAGGGACCGAGUGCCAUCAGAGCCCCUGGAAUAGAAUGCCAGCUGAAGCAGAAAACAGUGGAGUGAAAGACACUGAUGAUGAGAUUAUUCCUGUUACUUUGGGGACUGAGAGAGAGCUUGUGCAUGCUGACAAGAGUCAUUCCGAAGUAGAGUCAUCUACACAAGAUGAGAUGGAUGUGCAUAUCUCAGACUCUGAAGAAGGACCCGUUGAGAGUCUGAGAGGUCCCAGUGCUGUCAUCUGCAUGCCAGCAUCACAGCUCUCAUCAGAGCUUUCCGCAGAAGAGACUCAGUGUUCCAGGAAAGAACCACGAGAGACCAGCGUGGAUACAAAAUUGACAGAACAGGAAGGUACCGUUGAAGCCUUGUCAGAAUCUGCACAUAUCGUUCCUCAGUCAUUUUGUAUAGAUGCAAAUUCAGAAACUUCUAGUGCACAGAUUUCUGACCUUAAAGAAAAAUCACCCACAGUUCCACCGCUCAUGUCAAAUGGAGCCCGGGUUACUUCACAGACACCUCAGAAGACUCAGGGCAAUGAACACGGGGUUCAGUUACCAGAUUCUUCUGAUUCUGUUAGGCAGAUGCUCCAAGAUGAGAUGUUUAAAUUAGUUCAGCUCCAGCAGAUCAAUUUUCUGAGCCUGAUGCAAAUAGUGGGACCAUCGGUUGCUAAUCUCCCAGACAUGCAUGGACUUCUUCAGCAGGCUCAGUCUGUGCGUUCUGGGGAAAGCCAAGUAUCAAACUCCACCAGGAGCGAUUGUAUUGAAGUCAACAGCAGACAGAGAGUUUGGGCCAAAGCACAAUCCACGGGAGAGUGCCCCAGGGAGCCUGGCAAGAACAGCCCACCAGACCACGAAAGAAUUAACCAGCCUGAUCAAGAUAGUAGUGGAGAUACACAGGAUAUUCCGCAUGGGAGUGUUCCUUUGUGUCAAUUAGAUGGCCAGUCUAAGGUGAGAGGACAAGCUGGAGCACCUAGAAGCUUCGCACCUCCUUCCUUCUCCCCUGCUCCUGCUGCAGAUAGCGGCCUCCAGCUUUUGUUCACACCUGCUGCAGUCCAGAAGCCACCUCAGCUGAUCCCACCUGCCCGAGCAGGCACUCCCGGCCGUGGCUUUCCUCUGCUUCAUUUUCAGCCCAAGCGUGACUUCAAGCCCCUUUCCUUACCUAUAGGGAGAAUUCCACAAGUUCCUUUCAGGCCCCAAGCCCAACCAAAAGAGGCUUGGAGCCCAUCGGACUCUUGCCAACCUCCUGUGUCUCAGAGAACAGUGCAUACCACAUUACCAUCUCCUUCAGAUUGGAGCCACUGUAAUGCUGAAGCCAUGAGAAAAGCAGAGGCUAUCCUCACCGGCAUCCCGAAGCAUGUGAACGUGGGUCAGUACAUUGGGCAAGGGUACUUGACACCUCAGCAGGAUUGCUCAGUAUUUAUAAAGCCAGAAAAUGUGUUUGAUGUUAAACCAAGGCCCCCUGAGACAGCUCUUCAGAAUUCUUUUGGACUUCCUUUAUUACACCUGCAGUUUAAGCCUCCUUAUGUAUUCUCAGCACCACCAAGAGCAUGCAGUAGAUUUCCCUCAGUACCUGGCACAGAAGGAAGAAAUCAUCCGCAACUGUCAUUACUUCAUCCAUGCUUGCCCCCAGAGAAUACGUAUAAGAAGCCCCAACUUAUCCCACUUGAAAAUCUCCUGGCAUUUAAAAGAAGCCAACAAAAACUAGCACACAGUGUAUUUGAACAAGGUGAUUCUGCUCAUCUGCAGUUCCUAAAAGUCACUAUGGGAGCAUCUGAGAUAACACAAGGAAAGAAGAGGCAAAGCAGGCGAACCAAGAGGGAGCUGCAGGAAGGAAGAGCUCAGAAGCCGAGAAGAAAACCAAGUGUUAGCUUCCGACCAGAGGACUCCCUCAUUAGCAAUGACUCAGAAGUCGUCAUGGAGCCCAAGGAACAACUAGGACAUCAUGAUUCUCAGCAUUUGGAUAAGUUUGACAUUCCUUUUGAAAUGUUAGAAGAUGAUAUUAAUACUUCAGCAGGACUGCAUUUCAUGGCCUCUGUACGAAAGAAAGCGGUGGGAAGUCAUGACGCAAGUACAAACACAGACCCAGAUAAGGAAGGUACUUCCCAAAAAGCUGAUUCUGAAAGUAAUAAAAAUCCACAAGCCACAUCUCCAAGCUCAGGCCAUGAACCAUUAAAAGUUCCACAGCUUUUGAUCCCAGACAUAUAUCUAAAUGUCAGACUUCCCAGUGGAAUAGCAGAGAAACCUUUGUCUCCUUCCCCACCUCACAUGGCUGGACACACGUAUAUAGAUGUGGUUGACAUUGAAGCUGAUGAUCUGUUGGGAUUGCCUGCCUGUGAAGGGCCUUCAGAUGAAGUUACCAAGCAGCAAAGCCACCCUCCACACGUUCCAUCGUCGGCAGAGUUACAUUGUAUGGCAGCUUCAGUUGCCAGUGCUGUUCCCCCUCAUACUUUUCAGAGUCAAGAAUCUGCAAGCUCUACUCGGGGUUUAAUUUCUGAACCUGAACCUGCAAAAGUGACCCAAUCCUGUCAGAGUGGGGAAAGCUGGGGAAAAAGUGUUAUCGAAGCAAAGGAGCCCGAGAGUCCCUCAGUGAAGCCAUCCGACAGACAGCAGGACAGAGAUAUACUAGAACAAAACUUCCAGUUCAAGGAACAGAGCACAAAAUCGGACUCUGUGGGACAGUCCCUGCUUUGGACCCUGCUACAGGAUGCCUCUCCUGCGUGUCCCACACCAAGCCCUGCUGUGUGUCCCCGUCCAAGCUCUCCUGCGUGUCCCCGUCCAAGCUCUCCUGCGUGUCCCCGUCCAAGCCCCGCUGCGUGUACCCCUCCAAGUCCUGCUGCGUGUCCCACACCCAGCCCUGCUGCUCAGAAGUUUACACAUCUUACUGCCAAGCUUCAGGAGAUGGAUGAGCAGCUGUUAGCAGUGCAGACCAUUGCAGACAAUAUAGAGCAAGACUUCCCUGCACCACAAGUGCUGAAUCUCCACUGGGAAAAGGCUGGGCAGGGGAAUCAUGUUGGAUUAUCUUCUGGCCCUGACAUUGAAAAGCUACUAGCUUCAAAAGCCAUCAGCAUUUCUGAAGAAGUGUCUUUCCAGACUCAAGAGGAUGUGGAAGAUCAAAAUGAUGCAGAGGAGACUUCAGAGGCUGAGUUUUCAGUAACAGAAAAUCAUUCUAGCCAGAAAACCUACGCAUGCCCUUCUGCGGGGUCUGCUGCUUCCUCUUCUGUGGGCUGGAAUAUCACUUCUCCUGGUGUGAAUGACAACAAUGAAUUAUUUGAAAGUGUUUCAGAAGAUCAGCUCCAGGUGACUGGCUUGACAGAUAUUGCUGACAUCAUUGGUGACCUUAUAACUAAGAGUGGAGUGUCCAGUCACGAGCUUGGCUUAACAGAAUGUCAAGCUAGAAGUAUAUCCAGGAUUCAGCGUCCUCCUGGCCGAGGCCCCCGAAGAACUGAGGAGGAGAGGAGAGAGAUUAAAGCCUGGAUGCGAAGGAAGCAGAAGGAGCGGAUGGCGGAGUACCUAGGUCAGCUGGCGGAAAGGAGGGGGCGGGAGCGCGACCCCUUCUGCUCCACAAGCAGCCCGUUUUAUAUGACUUCAAGGCAGAUCAGGCAAAGACAAAAGCUGAAGCGUGAGAAAGAUAGGUUGCAGCUGUCUAACCACUAUAGCCAGCGACUCUCCCAAGCAUACAGUCUGAUGAAUGAGCUGCUGUCUGACUCGGCCCAGAUAGCCACACCUGCAGACAAACCCGUACCUCACCGACGCCCCACUGCUCAGCGUUGCGGACGGCAGCAGAGCUCCUCUCCAAAGAGAGAGAAUGCACAUGGACAGAAUUUACCUGUAAGUAGACCUGGAGGAGGCAGACAUAUCUCCAGAUCUCGCCAUCCCUGUGAGGGGGAGCCCUUGGGGCAGCCCCGAGGAUCGUCUCAGCUACAAGGCUCCCAGCAGCCUCUGAGAAGCCGUGGGGCUGCAGGGGUGGCUCCUCCAGUGCAGCAGGCGUGCAGAGAGGACGAGAGGGAAGAGAUGGUGGUGAGUCCCUGGACGCUGCCCUUGGAAAUCCACAGGAUUCUUCAUGACGGGCCCGAGUCCCUCCUGCAGGACAUGCUGCCAGCUGACAAGGAAGAGCCCGAGCCCUCUCCUUUGGCAGGUGGCGUGGACAGCGUAUCUGAGAGCACGGGCAGCAUCCUGAGCAAACUUGACUGGAAAGCCAUUGAAGACAUGGUGGCCAGCGUGGAGGAUAAGACCCUGUCUGUGCACUGGGCCUUGGACCAGUAGGACCUGCAUGGCAUUCUCUUUCCCGGCACUGGCCAGAGUCUUAACUGACGUGGGUCUAAGACUGUGAAAUACUGAAAGAAUUUAUAUCCUGCAGCCAUAGGCUUCUCUGAGUUAACCAUUCUAAGAUGGAAAAUAAACUUGUAUCAGUAAUGUUGCCUUUAUGAGGAAAGGUUGUUUAGAGAAAAAGUAUUGUGUUUUAUAUACGAUUCAUCUUAAAUACAUGUCAAGCCA
Molecule: messenger RNA, 10427 nt
Organism: Mus pahari (shrew mouse)
Lineage: Eukaryota; Metazoa; Chordata; Mammalia; Rodentia; Muridae
Gene: Cplane1
Product: ciliogenesis and planar polarity effector 1
Exons: 53
Coding region: 459-10196 (3245 amino acids)
Biological process (GO): cilium assembly
Cellular component (GO): ciliary transition zone
Source: RefSeq, a predicted model, not a curated record